Aspergillus calidoustus is the source of this 4921-nucleotide messenger RNA. Lineage: Eukaryota; Fungi; Ascomycota; Eurotiomycetes; Eurotiales; Aspergillaceae. The record is from the annotation of a GenBank genome assembly.
UGCGAUAAGAAGAAUUUCUGCGGGCAAUCAAGAACGCCCACCCAAUGAGGCUUAGUCGCCAGUAGACUAUACUUCAUCUGGUAUAGCUCAAACUACUUACCCACAGCCUACAACGUUGUAGAGGUAUCACCAGGUCAGGCUGAGUGAGCGAGGAGAAACAUGGAAAGUACUCUACAACUGGUUAGAAUGCUUGGGAGUAUUUACUCCGUCAAGAAUUAGUAAAUCAUCCGCUAUGGAGUAGCUGUGGUGCUGAGUGAGACGGCACUUUUCGGAAGUCAAGAGUUUUGCACUGCUCAACCAGACGCUGAUUGUUUCUACCCAGAUAAUUAACCACAUGGCUGCGGAGAAUGAAGAGCACACACGCGCUGCACGUUAAAGGUUUGAGCCUUUUGGAGAAAGCAUAAUCAUAAAGAGCACAGAAACCUGAAGUCACGAAGUACUGCCGAGUACUCUCGAAGACCAUAGUGUCGAAGAGAAGCCCUCAGAGUACCUGAUCAACUGACUCGAUUCCUCACACGUCAAACCAUCUACCAAUAAUGGCCCUUCGCAAAUGGCUAGCGGUUCAAAUCGCUGGGUUCCGGGUCCAGGAUUGUCAGCGAAAUUCGGCAUAAGCGAUGAGGAGACAAUGCGUGAUUUUGUCAUUGGACUUCGGCGUAGUUUGAGGUGUCACCAGCCCAAUGGCACCCAAAUAUAUGCAACAUACUUAUUCGGAAACAGCGGUAAAGCAUCGAGGCACAAACGGAUGGCAUGUCAGAUGCUUGUACAGCACUUUGGAGUACUACUAGUACACACGGGAUAGUGAAUGACACAAGAAUGAUGGCACUGUUUGGGACGCUUUGGUCGGAUUAGUUCUAUAAUGGUCAAGUGAGGGAUGGCGAGUGGGGAAGACGAUCGAUGACUCCCAGUCGGUCCCCAUGUCAUUCACGCGGCACGCCAUUUAUUUCUCCUCACCAUUCUUCCUAUUAACUGUCCCCGGUGGACGAGUUUCUCAAAAAUUCGUUGCUUGUAUCCUGUUCCGAUCCUUGCCUCACUUGCCUUGACCUGUCCAACACCCAGUUCCCAUCGCCUUUUCCCCCGUACUGAUCGUUACUUGCCGCCACCGGAGGUAUCUUUAAAGUCAAUCCACCCGCCGACAAUAGUUAUCGAGUUUUCAGUGACUUAUCCAACGACUACCCACGUUUUCUUCUGAUUCAUGGCUCUUUUGUGGCGAUGUUUGAAGGGAGCUUGAACGAAUACGACUUCCUUAUCUCCUCGUGACAAUGCCUAUAUUCCGAGACCCCGAUAGUCGGCAAUUCUAUGAUCUUCGGUCCAACGAGCAACAGUCGACUCAGGAUGUGCGCCGACAUGACUCGUGCUGCUGGAUAGAUUAUCAUGAAGUCAAUCAUGAUACGAAUCCAUUGGAUCAAACUGAUGCUUCCUUCCGUCAGCGUUCUAGGGAGAAUUUCACUCCGACGAGGUUGCAUGCGCAGGAUCGAGAACAAUUGAUUCAUUAUAUAAAAACCUCAGAAGCCUCGAAAUGGCCCGAUCACUACUUGCUCGGAAACCAUGGUGCCGGCCACCACAAACCGUUUCCCUACGAGGAGUCUCCAGGCGCAAAUGGGCACGAUGCAGAGAACACUCUCUUGCAAGAAGGUUUUCGAAGCCAUAAUCUAGAACUCGCAUCCCCAGCCGAAAUUGAGCGCCCACGCUCGGCACUACACUCAGGCGAUUUUCGAGAGGGAACCUCCCAGCUCGAAGGUCAGCAGCAAAUACCCCAGUCGCCUAUACCGAGCCGUAGUAGCAAAUUUCCAAUCUCUCUUCUCGCCUCUUCGCCCACCACGCCCUGGUUUACCGGUCCCUCUUUCUCACCGCGGACGCAGACCGCGCCAGUGCAAGCUUUGGAAGCCCAUGUGAAUGAGGCAAAUAAAUCGCCGGCGCCGUCAUUGGGGUCUUUCUCUUCAAGUUAUGUCUUGAAGGCGCCGACGAGCCCUUUGGUUCAUCAAGCAAACAAUACCGAUCUGGAUUUCUCCCCUCGGGUAGACUCGACUGAGGCACCUGCUCUUCUUGACAGAGCUAAUCGCCGGCGGACGCUCCCGCCGGACACAUUUCGAGAUCUACAACCGUUUGCUGCGCAACUUGAGGCGACUCAAUCGAUGGGUUGGUCAUUGUCUCAUCGUCGGUCUUUGGCAUCGUCAUACAGUCUUCAACACGCAUCAUCACUGCAAUCUCGUUCUCCAAGGUCUAGAAGGCCGUCGCUUUCUUCCGAAGUAUCCCAUAGGUCUCAUGCUCCAAUGGUCGGCUCAUAUGAGGAGUCGAUCCUUCGGGGAAGGAUGUCGACUUGCCCGUCCAAGCCACUGGACUUUACCGCGCAGAUUGGUGUGUUGGGCAAAAGCAAGUGCAAAUCGAGUCUCAAAUGCCCGCCCCAUGUGACUAUCCCAUUUCCUGCCGUCUUCUACAGCUACCCAACAUCUGGCAACGGCCGCACAAUCUCAGAUGAUAGUCCUAGUCCUUACGUGGGGACAAUCGACCUCGAGAAUUCGCUGCCAAGGGACACCUCCCGCAGUCGACGUCGGAGACGUCAAAGCCCGGGCGACACUCGAAACGGUCGAAACACUGAAGAGCAUAUCAAAACCAACGACCAGGAAGCUCUGCGAAGACGGGAGAAAAGACACAGGAGGACAGAGUCGCCAAAAUCGCCACCAGGUGGCUCUUACAGAAUACCUCAACAAGGUCAGCUACAGGUCAUGAUAAAGAAUCCCAACAAGACAGCGGUGAAAUUAUUCCUUGUUCCCUACGAUCUGAGUGACAUGGAACCUGGUUCUAAAACCUUCAUUCGACAAAGAAGUUAUUCGGCUGGUCCGAUACUAGAUAUGCCUUUGUCCGCUAGGUCAAAUUACGGCACUGAUCGUCCUGAAGCGUCUUUGACCAAUUCCGAAGAUCCCAAAGACAAACCUGUGCUCCGCUAUCUCAUCCACUUGAACAUUUGCUGCCCAUCAAAAGGCCGCUACUACCUCCACUCAAGUAUCCGUGUUGUUUUCGCUAAUCGCGUACCCGACGGGAAAGAGAAGCUUCGGAAUGAGAUACAGCACCCUGAACCUCGUUAUUCGCCGUACAAAGUUACCCGUGAGACUAACCCACUGCGCGCCGCCCCAAGAUUCAAUGCGGAGAUUGUACCACGGGACUCAUCUCCUCAUCCGCAUGCCAACCACCGCGCAAAAGUUCAUCCAUUCCAGCCCAUUCCAUCCAUUCGAAGUGAUAUUGUUGGACUGGAAACCUCAGUGGCACCCAUAUUACGCUCUCCGGCACCUGAGCGUUACAAUAAGCUCAACAGAGGGGAAGCAGGUUACGGAGGCCAGCACUUGGGGUCGGCUGGAAGUCCUGAAGGUGAAAGCCUCCUAGCCAGAAAACUCCGAGGUCUAGAUGUCCAGAAACUCAAGGGCUCUUGAAGGCCUCGAUGAUUUGCCUAGCGAAGUCGUCUUCUUCAGGCUCCUCUGUCACCUUUCCCUGCGAACCUAAACCGCUUAACUUCUUCUCUCCUCUCCCCGCCCUUCUCAGAUUUUUCUCUAUACGGUUUGUAAUAAAUGUGGGAACUACACGCAUCAUACUACUUGUGUCUGGUCGGACUAACAGACUCCUUAAGAUGCAGACUCUUAUUGUAUAUUUUCUUCGCCUUACCUCUUGCAGUCAUACCAAAUCAAGGCACGGUCCUUAGGAACAGGCGCACGGGUCCAUUUUCUCUUGAUAUUAUACCCCAUUGCGCAGCGUGUCGUUCGAGGCGUGGAGCUGGCACUCCCACCUACCUACAAUCCUCAAGUCAUCGGACGUUUCCGAAGUUUUUACUAGUUCUACUUAUUGCUUCUUCUCUUGAACAAUACUGGCGCGAAGGAGUUGGUUUUGGAUAUAGUAUUGAGGGUUCUUCCACUUUGCCGAUAACCCUAGGUAUAAGCUCUCAAGAUUUGUAUACGUUUCCCAGUUCAAGAAACAUACUAUAAACAAAAAUACAACCUUCUUCUGGAAUUGACUUGUCCUAUACUUUGUGCUUAUGGGUUCGAAAAUGUAAGCUAAAAAAAGAGUAAGCAGAGUUUUGUAUACAGUACGUCCUUCUAUAUGCAGGUAAUGCUGUUAGUGGCCCCUGGCGAUUGGCUUCCGAACCAAUGCAAUCCAUUUACACCCACACGAGAUACAUGAAUGCUAGAGAAAAUGCAGACUCUCUCUAACCUACGUGUUCGACAAUCUCGUUGACGAGGACGCCAUCUUUGAUAGAGGUCUUAAUCUGCUCGGGGAUAGGGCACUCCUUAGUGUCCUCGUCGGUACCUUCCUUUGGAGGCAGCAUGACAUUCACGGCUGUAGACUUGCUCGAGAAGAUCUCGGUUUCUAGACUCUGCUGUGACAGAUAGAUGGUAGCACCGUCGACCUGGUCUAGCAGAAGAGUGGGAGCGACACCAUCAAUCUGAAGGGCGAACUUGGAGCACUUGACGACGUCAAGGGAGCUAACCAGUGAGUCGAUGAUGAUGGAGAGACCCUGGCAGUUAUCGAUAGCGAUUGCAUUCGCCUUGCUGGACACCUUGAGGAUCGUCUUGUUACAGCGGGAGAUGAGGAUGGACUGGUUUUGUUUGGCGGGGAUCUCAACAACGUCUCCGGGGUUAUCAAAGUUUUCGACGAACCACUUCGUGCCCUCGAGAUCCUUGCGGGGCGGUUUCCGGAUGCGCAUGCUCUCCGGCUUAGGCUUCUUGCUUGGAGCAGGGGACUUGGAACGGGCGCCAGCGCUUCCAGGCACGGUUGAGCUAGCUCGGAGGCUUGGGUUUUUGUGUGUCAUCUCAGACUUGUCGACCUUGCGGAGACCUGACGUGACGGCGUCUCCUUGGUUGAGCUGAGCGAAUACAGCGGACAUGUCUGAGGAGGAGCUCGGGCUCUGAUCGGGGAUCAUAGGAGGGGGGGGGGG